Molecule: messenger RNA, 513 nt
Organism: Lentinula edodes (shiitake mushroom)
Lineage: Eukaryota; Fungi; Basidiomycota; Agaricomycetes; Agaricales; Omphalotaceae
Exons: 7
Coding region: 1-513 (170 amino acids)
Source: RefSeq, a predicted model, not a curated record
AUGACCAACACGAACGAAGGGAACCUCUUUGUGAACCAGACGGAUGUGUUCAUGGAUGCCUCCACAUACGCUGGUGAAUCACGUCAUGGGGGAAGCGAUUCUCAUAUGCCCAACUUUCUACAUGUUACUAAAACGCAUUUCAUGAGCAUGGCUUCAACACGUUCAAGGUAUGGUGAAUUCGUUCCCCCGGCCAUGCAUGGAAUGGACAUCAGCUACUAUUUCCCCAGCACUAGUCCAAUCACUAGUCCAAUCACCUUACAGAACCCUCGCUUCUCUGCCGCGUUCUCGCAAUCAUUCUUGUCUUUCGUGUUCUCUCUGAAUCCCCAUAAUAAAAUUAACCCUCGGGAAGAUAUAACCCCACCUUGGCCAAUGUACCCGAUUGCAGACAUGGGGAUGGUGUUCAAUAAGACGGCUGUUGGGAAUGGAAACGAUGUCCACCCAGUCCAAGUGGAUGAUGGCCUACUUCAACGAUGCAGCUUUCGGGAGAGUCUGGGUGCUCUGACUGGACAAUGA